Messenger RNA from Colossoma macropomum (tambaqui), 1573 nucleotides. Its product is annotated as cytochrome P450 3A27-like. The record is from RefSeq and is a predicted model, not a curated record. The coding region runs from base 62 to 1573 and encodes 503 amino acids. The transcript has 13 exons. Gene Ontology annotation, molecular function: oxidoreductase activity, acting on paired donors, with incorporation or reduction of molecular oxygen; iron ion binding; steroid hydroxylase activity. Lineage: Eukaryota; Metazoa; Chordata; Actinopteri; Characiformes; Serrasalmidae.
CCACAGUGAAACUGGACAACUGGACAGUUCCUGAGCAUUCGUUGUGUUGAGCAAGAAGAAAAUGAGCAUUCUGUCAUCUCUGUCUGUGACAUGGAGUCUAGUCGUACUGGUGGUCACUCUUCUGUUUAUUUAUGGUGUGUGGCCGUAUGGAUUGUUUAAAAAGCUGGGGGUCCCAGGACCAAGGCCUUGGCCUUUCUUUGGAACUUUUCUAGCUUACAGAAAGGGUUUCUACAAAUUUGACACUGAGUGUUACAAGAAAUAUGGAAAGAUUUGGGGGAUAUAUGAUGGAAGGUUACCAAUUCUAAUGGUCUUAGACAUUGAAAUGAUCAAAUCCAUUUUGGUGAAAGAGUGUUAUUCUGUCUUCACUAACAGAAGGGAAACAAACCUGGAUUUGGCCGGCGCCUUUGCUGAUGGAAUAAGUGUUGUAAAAGAUGAGAAAUGGAAGCGAAUCCGUGGUUCGCUCUCACCAUUGUUCACGAGUGGACGACUGAAGGAGAUUUUUCCAAUAGCUGACAAGUAUGGAGAUUGCUUCAUUGAGAACUUGAAGAAGAAGAACCCAGAAGAUGGAAUUAAAAUUAAAGAUGUCCUCGCUCCCUACUCUAUGGAUGUUGUUGCCAGCGCCUCCUUUAGUGUGGAAAUCGAUUCUAUAAACAACCCGAAUGAUCCUUUCGUUGCCCACAUCAAGAAGAUGUUUAGCUUCAACUUUUUCAGCCCCAUUUUCCUGAUACUGACUCUGUUUCCCUUCACUGCUUCACUUUUAGGGAAAUUGGGAAUUACUCUGUUUUCAAAAUCAAGUAUGGACUUUUUCUACAGUUCCCUGAAGAAGAUAAAAGACCAGCAUAACACAAGUAAUAAUAAACGAGUGGACUUUCUGCACCUGAUGAUUCAGAACCAGAUUUUGGAUGAGCAAGCUGAGAAAGCCUCGAGUGAGCAACCAGUCAAAGGGUUGACUGACCAUGAGAUUCUUUCCCAGUCCUUCAUUUUUGUCCUGGCAGGAUAUGAGACCACCAGCACCACCCUCACUUUUCUACUGUAUAAUCUCGCAACUAAUCCAGACUGCCUGAGCAAACUGGUCGAAGAGAUUGAUGAAGCCUUUCCUCAUAAUGCUCCAGUGACCUACGAUGCGCUGAUGAAGUUGGAGUAUAUGGACAUGGUCAUCAAUGAGUCGAUGCGUCUCCUCCCUACUGCCCCACGUUUGGAGAGAAUGUGCAAGAAGACCAUAGAGCUCAAUGGGAUCACGAUACCUAAAGACAUUCUUGUUACAAUCCCAACUUAUGUUCUGUACAGAGAUCCACAGCUGUGGGAAUCUCCUGAAGAGUUCAGGCCUGAGAGGUUUAGUUCAGAGAAUGACAUCAACCAGUACAUUUUCAUGCCAUUUGGCCUCGGGCCUCGCAACUGCGUAGGAAUGAGGUUUGCUUUGAUGAUCAUGAAACUGGUGGUGGUGAAGCUGCUGCAGAACUUCAGCAUAGAGACAUGCAGAGAGACACAGAUUCCCAUUCAGCUCAAUGGCCUCUUUCAGCCAACAGUUCCUGUGACCCUAAAGUUUGUACCAAGAUCUCACAAAGAGGAAUAG